Mesoplodon densirostris (Blainville's beaked whale) is the source of this 9679-nucleotide messenger RNA. It is a transcript of the gene CLCN5, whose product is annotated as chloride voltage-gated channel 5. NCBI's taxonomy places the organism in Eukaryota, Metazoa, Chordata, Mammalia, Artiodactyla, Ziphiidae. Gene Ontology annotation, cellular component: synaptic vesicle; membrane; Golgi apparatus. Gene Ontology annotation, molecular function: voltage-gated chloride channel activity. The record is from RefSeq and is a predicted model, not a curated record. The coding region runs from base 497 to 2947 and encodes 816 amino acids. Gene Ontology annotation, biological process: chloride transport; transmembrane transport. The transcript has 15 exons.
GGGCUGGACGGGGCGCGCACGCGCAGGCGGCGGCCGUGCUUGGCCGAUCCUUGCGAGGCGUCUGUCACAUGAGCCGCGCGCCUGCUCCGCUCCCCCUCCUCCCGGCUGGGCUGUGAAUGAAGCUCUGCAGGCUACGUGGGGCGCUAGCUCAACUUAGUGUCCUGGACGCCAGAGCUGACUGAGCGCUCGGCCCGCCGGCGGCGGGCACGGACUCUGCCGCUCCGGACCUCGGCGACAGAGCAAAUCAGUUUCCAGGAGUGCCAAGUGAAGUUGUACGUGUGCCCAUGUGAUAACGUCAGUGUAAGCUACCCCGAAUAAGUGAGGGAAAUCCAGAAGUGUGGAGUACAAAAAGCCAGUUCUUGGCUUGAGCAUCUUGCAGAAAACAAGACGACACAGCUGCUGUUCCAUCUACAUCCCAGUCGAGUCUCCCUACAAAACUGGGGGGUCCGGGAAACUCUGAGCCUGUGACCCCAGCGUGGGAGAGAAUAGGAUCAAGAUGGCCACGUGGCAGGGAGCCAUGGAUAACAGAGGCUUUCAGCAGGGGAGUUUCAAUAGCUUCCAGAGCAGCUCCAGUGAUGAGGACUUGAUGGACAUACCAGGGACAGCUAUGGAUUUCUCCAUGAGAGAUGAUGUUCCUCCCUUAGAUGGAGAAAUAGAAGAGGACAAGUCAUACAAUGGUGGAGGAAUAGGUUCUUCAAAUAGGAUGAUGGACUUCUUGGAGGAGCCAAUCCCUGGUGUGGGGACCUAUGAUGAUUUCAAUACAAUUGAUUGGGUGAGAGAGAAGUCUCGAGACCGGGAUAGGCACCGAGAGAUUACCAAUAAAAGCAAGGAGUCAACAUGGGCCUUAAUUCACAGUGUGAGCGAUGCUUUUUCUGGCUGGUUGUUGAUGCUACUUAUUGGGCUUUUAUCAGGUUCCCUAGCUGGCUUGAUAGACAUCUCUGCUCACUGGAUGACAGACUUAAAAGAAGGUAUAUGCACAGGGGGAAUCUGGUUUAACCAUGAACACUGUUGCUGGAACUCCCAGCACGUCACCUUUGAAGACAGAGACAAAUGCCCAGAGUGGAAUAGCUGGUCCCAGCUUAUCAUCAGCACGAAUGAGGGAGCCUUUGCUUACAUAGUCAAUUACUUCAUGUAUGUCCUCUGGGCUCUCCUAUUUGCCUUCCUUGCCGUAUCUCUUGUCAAGGUGUUCGCACCGUACGCCUGUGGCUCCGGAAUCCCUGAGAUAAAAACUAUCUUGAGUGGUUUCAUUAUUAGGGGCUAUUUGGGUAAGUGGACCCUGAUUAUCAAAACCAUAACACUGGUGCUGGCAGUGUCAUCUGGCCUGAGCUUGGGCAAAGAGGGCCCCCUAGUGCACGUGGCUUGCUGCUGUGGGAACAUCCUGUGCCACUGCUUCAACAAAUACAGGAAGAAUGAAGCCAAACGCAGAGAGGUCUUGUCAGCUGCAGCUGCAGCCGGUGUAUCUGUAGCCUUUGGGGCACCUAUUGGCGGAGUAUUAUUCAGCCUAGAAGAGGUCAGCUACUACUUUCCCCUCAAAACACUGUGGCGUUCGUUUUUUGCUGCUUUAGUGGCAGCAUUCACUCUACGCUCCAUCAAUCCGUUUGGGAAUAGCCGCCUGGUUCUAUUUUAUGUGGAGUUUCAUACCCCGUGGCAUCUCUUUGAGCUCGUGCCCUUCAUUCUGUUGGGCAUAUUUGGUGGUCUGUGGGGAGCUUUGUUUAUCCGCGCCAACAUCGCCUGGUGUCGGAAGCGUAAGACCACCCAGUUGGGCAAGUAUCCUGUCAUAGAGGUACUUGUCAUGACGGCCAUCACUGCCAUCCUGGCUUUCCCCAAUGAGUACACCCGUAUGAGCACAAGUGAGCUCAUUUCUGAGCUGUUCAAUGACUGUGGCCUUCUGGACUCCUCUAAGCUCUGUGAUUAUGAGAACCGUUUCAACACAAGCAAGGCGGGUGAGCUGCCCGACAGACCGGCUGGUGUGGGAGUCUACAGCGCAAUGUGGCAGCUGGCCUUGACACUCAUACUGAAAAUUGUCAUCACUAUAUUCACCUUUGGCAUGAAGAUCCCUUCUGGCCUCUUUAUCCCUAGCAUGGCUGUUGGUGCUAUAGCGGGUCGGCUUUUGGGAGUAGGGAUGGAACAGCUGGCUUAUUACCACCAUGACUGGGCCAUCUUCAAUAGCUGGUGCAGUCAAGGAGCGGAUUGUAUCACCCCUGGCCUUUAUGCAAUGGUUGGGGCUGCAGCCUGCUUGGGCGGGGUGACUCGGAUGACUGUUUCUCUUGUUGUCAUAAUGUUUGAACUAACUGGUGGCUUGGAAUACAUUGUGCCUCUGAUGGCCGCAGCCAUGACAAGCAAGUGGGUGGCAGAUGCUCUUGGGCGGGAGGGCAUCUAUGAUGCCCACAUCCGUCUCAAUGGAUACCCCUUUCUUGAAGCCAAAGAAGAGUUUGCUCACAAGACCCUGGCAAUGGAUGUGAUGAAACCCCGGAGAAAUGAUCCUUUGUUGACUGUCCUUACUCAGGACAGUAUGACCGUGGAAGACGUAGAGACCAUAAUCAGUGAAACCACUUACAGUGGCUUCCCAGUUGUGGUGUCCCGGGAGUCCCAAAGACUUGUGGGUUUUGUCCUCCGAAGAGACCUCAUUAUUUCAAUUGAAAAUGCUCGAAAAAAACAGGAUGGAGUUGUGAGCACUUCUGUCAUUUAUUUCACCGAGCAUUCUCCUCCAGUGCCACCAUACACCCCACCUACCCUCAAGCUUCGGAACAUCCUGGAUCUCAGCCCCUUCACUGUGACUGACCUUACACCCAUGGAGAUCGUGGUAGAUAUCUUCCGCAAGCUGGGACUGCGGCAGUGCCUGGUUACACACAAUGGGCGAUUGCUUGGAAUCAUUACCAAAAAGGAUGUGCUAAAGCAUAUAGCACAGAUGGCGAACCAAGAUCCUGAUUCCAUUCUCUUCAACUAGAAUCACAGGGUUGUACUGGAUAUAAAACAGGAAGGACAUUGCAGACCAUGGAUAUAUUUUAUUAACUGGGUACCCAAAAAACAUUUCCCACAUUUGGAUGGUGAAGUUAUAUUAGUGUGUUGUCUCUUUCCUACAAGUUAACCAGUUGCACUACAUAAUCUCUGGAAAUUAAUCUUCUCUUUAGGAGAAAAUUCAGUUAGGCUUCUGUGAUAUUGCAUUAGGAAGAUUUCAUGAAAGAGUAAACAAGAUUGCUAUGGUUUAAUUCUUUUUCUUUCUUUUUCUAAAGAUUUUUUUAAUUUAAAACAUAAAUGUUAGCCAAUAUGCAAUCACUGAAAACUAUGCAAGAAAAAUUCCAACCGUCCUGACCUAUAGCCUGCAGGAAGCUCAUGAAAAAGUCACUUUUUUGGACUCUGUCAUUGGUGGAAGAUGAAGUGUAAACCAGGGACUUUGCUUUUCCAACCACAGAAAGGAAAGCCAGAAGGAAAAUAGUAAUGGUAUUUUCCAGACUGUGAAUUCAGUUCAAAUGUUAUCUUGUUCUUGUUACAAUAUUUAGCAUUAUUAGUUUAUGUGUGUGUAUGUGUAUGUUAAUUUUAAUAUCUGAUUAUAAGACAAUGCUGCUUUGGUUAAUCUCCUCUAAAUGAAUGUAGAGAGGUUGACUUUUAUAGCUUGCUUGUUCCUGGUACUCUUUUGAAGUGCACAAAAGAUAAGUUAUAGAAUUUUCUCCUUGUCUGCAAAAAGGGUAAUUUUCCAGAUGGCCUUUGUUAGCUAGUAGACAAGGACUUUGCCAUGAAUUUGUUAGUAGCAAGGAAUGAUUUCUCCAUGAAUUUGUUAGUAGCAAGGGAUGAUUUCUCCAUGAAUUUGUUAGUAGCAAGGAAUGAUUUCUCCAUCUUCCUUGAAACGAAUGAUUAGUAAAGUUCUAAGCAAAGUCAAUGACCAGGACUUUCACAUUUUUGUGAGGUCCCAACUCUUACCCAGAUGCCACCUCCAUGAGUGAUGGUGCUUUUGGCUUCUGGAAUAUGUAAGAAUAGUAAAGGGAACCAAGUCUAGACUUCAUACUGGUAAACCAGGGAAGAUCCCGAGCUGUAUCUGCGUUCUCAUGCAUUCCUUCAUAACAACCACCAGUACUAAAAUGACUGGGCACUCAUGCCUCCUCCCAGUGUUAAGUACAUAUAUAUAACAGGCCAGUGUUGUCCCCGUGAUCAUGAAUUUAGGCUUGGGGUACUUUCAGGUAUAUUCAAGGCAUUGGAACAGGAUAGGCAGCUGUGACUCCCUUGAGGCUCCUUAGAAUUCUAAAUAAAAUGCAGAACCAUCCUGAGACCCAGGGGUGUGGACAAGGCUUGGUGACACCAAAGGUGCUUGUAUACAACUGAAAAGGUGCCUGUCUCAAUUUCCUACCACCUUUACUGCAGUAGAAAACAUCACACUCUAGGGACACCUGGUGGAGUUACAGAGCCACCAUCAUCGUUCCAACUACUGUUUCGUUUUCUACAGUUUUACCCCCCGUGCCGUUGUUCCCCCUCCAUUCUCCCUUUCCCACGCCUCAGUCCUGAGUCCUGUCUUUGGAAUUGAGUAGUGUGCCCGGUUAAUCAUUCCUGUUACAAAAAAAAUAACUCCCAGGGCUAGUUAAAUUGUAAACCCAGCCUCUACAAUCUUACAGCCUAAGGACCAGAGGUGACGCACAACCACUUGCUUUGCUCUAUAGCCCAGUAGCUCCAUUUCCACGCUGACGCCCACAGCAGUGAGACUCAAAUGCUAGGGGUAGGAGUUGAGCCUUUCCCAUUUUACAAGUCUGUUCCCAGCGCUUCCCACCAUCCUUCUAGCCUAGAAUCAGCAGUCACGCGGCACAGCCUCUCCUCCCACUCCAAGCACCUCAGCGUACCUCAUUUUAAAAGUUGCCAAUCUCCAAUUCUAGGACUUUUUACCCCUAGUUUCUUAUCUUUCCAAAAUCUGAAAUUCUUUUAUUGCCUAGAACUGGAGAGCCAAGGCUUAUUUUGAUUUUUAUCUCUAAAAUAUCAAGGCAGUCACCAGAGUUUCUCCUUUUAAGUAUAUCACUCUAGCAUUUUAAUGAAAAAGACAAAAACCUCCCUAGGUUAUAUUAUAUUAUAGUCACGACUCAGUAACUUCACGUCUUUUGUCCCUUCUGUACCACUGAUUCCCUCACACGAGAUGAGGCUAUUUGCCUGACCACCGCGUCUGUUGUGCACAAAUCAAAGUUCUUAUGUGUGUACUUCUAGUUCACUACCUGUCUUUUCUUAUCAGCCGUCCAACUAAAGUUUGCAAAACAGGAAAUGUUAGUAUUUCUGGUAUUUGAUGAUGGUGAAAGGCUUGGUCGCAUUUCAUAGUACAGCAGUGAUAUGGAGGGUGUCUAAGUUUGCCUUUGUGUUUCUUCUAGGCUCUGUUUUUGAUUUGAGACAGAUGAGCCAGUGUUCAGGUGCUACUUCAGAGAAUAAAUUCAAGAAAUCAGAUAACACUGUGCCAAGGUAUACUUUCUAGAUACUAAGCACCGAUUGGCCCUCCAGAGAAUAAUAUCCCUUUGAUACCUCACUCCUGAUAAAUCUCAUUCAUUAACCUCAGCUUCUCAGGAAUCCUUGUAACUCAUAUGCUAGAAGUAGCUGUAGUGUAUGGUAUCCAUUAUAUGUCCAGUCCGAUGGUUUGGCUCCAAGUUUGGCUAAUUGUGGUAGAGCUCUCUGCUAGACUGCUAGCUCAGCACCUUAACACUCAGAGUUUCUUGUCUUGAGGCAAAGGAAAAUGUUCUUUCUGCCAUUGCCAAUUCAGCAGUUGGACAUACUUAAACCAACAAAGCUGAUAUAGGGGGGUCUGUCAGUAAUCUCAAAUAGCCACAUACCUCAAUGGCAAAAGACUGGAUAAUCUGUGAUUUAAAAAUUAGUAUGAGCCGAGACCAGUCGAUUCUGGUAAUAAGAAAGAAAGUUUCCCGACACACGGAAAGGAUUUACAAAAGAAUGCCAAUAAGUGCUUCGAGAGAGUGAGUUAGGCCUUUCCAAGGCAAAAUAUCUGGUAGGCAUCCAGGCCACGAAAGGAAUGAAAGUCUAUGGAUUUGUAAAAGUCUAACUGCUAUAUUUUGUAUCUUCAGAUCUGUGAUGUAAAGAAUUAAAGAAGCCGAAAUAGUUAAGGCAUGAUUAGUUAUGCCAUUGGCAGAAGCAGGGGACUGAACAAGCAAAAUAAUGGCUACUUUUAAGAUCACUUCUAUUUGGAUGUAUGUUCAGACACUCCCCCUCUUUUCUGGCUCUGGUGUCCUUCAGGCUCAGCCCAGCUGUGGAGUAGAGGUGGUAUAAUCCACAGAGCAGAUAUCCUCUGGUGGAUAAUCUGACAUUGAUGGUACUUUGGAUUUGCCAGCUGGCAGAGCAGUCGAUUAAUUUGCUGAUGGAACUGCAAAGCAGUUCCAUUGUUUUGGCACCAGAGGCUGAAUCUGAACCCUUUACAGGAAGAGCAGAGAAGAAGCAUAAAUGUCUCUAGCAAGUCUUCAAUUGUGCUUGAACACGAGAAUAAUAAAGUAAUGGGGACUUUGUGUGGUCUAAGGCUGUGAAGUAAUUCUUAACUAUGAAUUUAUGAACCCAUUCAGGUGUUGGGGGAGCAAAUAUGUUUUUUAAAACAGUGUGCAAGAGAGUCGAUCAGGGAAUGUAAUCACUGCUGUAUGUUUUAAGUAUUUGGAUCACCUGUCCUGGUUGGAUCCUGACCUUGAUUUGUUUAGUUAGGUGAUGAGUAGGAAGGUGUACUUGUUACCCCACAGUAUCUCUUGGUUUUGUUUUUUAAUAAAUCACAAGGAGUGCAGUUUUUGAAGUUGAGUUUUUAAUAAAUAAUAGUGAAAACAAUUGAAAAUUUGACAUGACCAGUGUGUUUUAUAUUGCCAGAGUACUUACUGAUGACUGACCACAUUGUAUUGUGAGGAACUGGUUUACUUUCACUGGAUUAGAGCCAAACGCAGGCCACUCAUCUGUUCAGAGAAAGCAGGAGAGCAUCUUUCAUGGUGGUGCAUAGAGUAUUGAGCUCUUAAAAACUCUGAGAAAAAUUAGGAGUUCAGAAAGUAAAGGGGAGGUGAAAUAUUGAGUCCUUAAAAAAAAGAUGUCUAAAUAUGUGGUCUGAACUUCAGUGUCCUAUGACCUUGAUUUUUUUUUUUAACCACCUCUGGGAUAACCUGGAUUCCCUUUGGAGAGAGAAUGGAAAGUUAUGGCAGUGGAAAAACCCUAGUAAGCAAGUAUACGAGUUCUUGUAAGAUGGUGGGAGGAAGGCCAUUCCAUGCCCCAAGCCAAACACCCCAACAUUUAUAAACUGCUUGAUCAUGUGCCUCAAGGAGAGAAAAUUUUUUGUAGUCUCCCAAAGACCAAGCAACCAAGAGGCUCAAAGCAGCAUUUGGUGGAGGCAGUCUACUUUUGUGGAGAGGGCUGACCCAAGACCAGACCUCUUGCGGAGGAGGACAGCUUCUACUGCCAUUGCCUAAGUGAUAAGCUUUAGGUAGCUUAUGUUGAAUUCUGAUAGCAAAAUAUUUUAAAAGUCUAUAUUGUUAGCCUCCCUGGUAGGUACUUAUUGUAGAUUAAAAAGAAAAAAGUGAGGAUUUCUCAGAGCUCAGGGAGCUAUGUAAAUUUGAACUGAAGUUGGUCUGGUGGACCUGUGGUAACCACUGAGCUGUGCUCAGCCUCAAUUUUGGUUGCUUGCCCCAAGGGGAGGAGUUCCUGGACUAGUAGGUGUUAGCAACUUCAAGUUACUCCCUAAAUGUUUGCUGGUCACAGUCUCAUUUCUAAACAUCUGCAUCUCGGCAAAGUUUUGAAGUGACGUAGGGAGCAAAAUCGGUUUUUCCACCUUGUAGUCUGAUUUUGCCAAAUCACCCAAGAAAGAAAGAAGGUCUGUGAUGUGCGGAGUUUGUGUUUCUUGGAUGGGACCUAUCAGGUCAUCCAGCCCAAUCCCGCAGUCAUAAAUUCCUACCUCUAAGUUCCUGCCAAAGGGUCUUCAGCCUCUGGGUGCACACUCAUUGAAUGAAUGCCUUGCCUAAAGUUUGGCCUUUUAAGGGGAAAAAAGUGUGUGAUGGUAUAAAAAUAUGAGGGUUUAAAUAAAUGAUCUCUGCCUCUCCUCCUCUUUCCUCCCCACCCCUGCCUCUCUGUCUCUCUCUCCUCACCCCAAUACCCUGAAUUCAAAAUUUUCUCAGUUACUCUUAAGUGUAUUGUUUUGAAUGUGGACCUUGGGGAGGGAGAGGAUAGUUCUGAGAGUAGAGAAUGGAAGAUACUUCUGAGUUGAUGGGGCCAGUGGGGCUUUGCUCCACUGUAGGGGCUAAAGCCAAUGGUAUCUGUUGGCGGUGUCCAGGGCUUUAGCAUCUUAAUGCAGACAUGUGAAGUAUUCAUUGCUAAACCUUCUUAUCAUCUAAUGGGUCCAAAUCUGUUGAAAGUCAGAGGUGGUCUAGGGUUUGAUGAGUGAAAUGCCACCUGGCAGAAUGGAGAUGAGGGAAUGGCCUGAGAUGGUUUUGUCAGGGUAGGAAUGUUUAGCCUCAUUAUCUUAUUGAGUGUACCUCAAAUAUAUGGUCCUUCAAGAGUGCUCCUUUUCCCUCCUCCAUUUCACUUUAUCCUUUCUCUCUCUUUCCCAUUGUCCUGCCUUUUUAGCACUCAGAUUUUAAUAAAUAUUUACUUUUUAUUAUAUAUUUGGUCCCUUGGGACUAUAUAAUGAUUAAGAAUUAAUUUCAUUCUAGGUAAAAAAUGACGUGUUUAAUAUUUUGUUCUUUUAAACUGUCUUUUGAAGCUAUGCUGCUAACCAGGUACAGGCCAGAAAGGAGUUGGGCUUGACGGACAGCACCCUGGUCAUGUCACCUAAGGAUGCCAUUGAUGUAAUGAUGGUGACUCUUCUUCAUGUGACCAAGGCCAGCCUCCUGCUCUUACCUCUGUCCAUUCAUUUCUGGCUGUGGGAAAAAUACCACCUGUCGGGUGAGCCAGUGAGGCCAGGAGGGUCAGAGGGGCCGGUUCCAGCCCAUGGGCCACUAUAUGAAUGUCUCUGUAAUAAGCUCAUUUGUAGGGCCGGCUCCAACUGCAGUAGCCAAAGAAAACCUGUCUAACUCGACAUUUUAGUUCCUGAGAGUUGGUAAAAGUUCAACUGAAGCUAAGGUAUAGACAUUAGCAGUAGCUAGGCAUCCAGAAGCUAGAGUCAACUAAAGCUAAUAGAGUUUCCACAGGAAACUUGGUGCUGAGCUGUUCAGAGCAAUUAUUUAUCUGAGUGUUGCCAACCCUUUAGCCACGCUUUCUUAGCUUUAUUCUAACUUUUAGAGACAUUUGUCCCUGUUCAUAGGCACAGCCUGUACCAAAGCUGUGGCUCACUGCACAGUUCAUUCUGCUCCCUGGUCAAGCAUAGCAACAUAGUCUAAAAAGGAAGAUGUGGGCUGGGGAGUUAGGAGACCUGGUUUCUAUUCCCUAUGCUUCUACUAACUAGCCUCGAGAUCUUAACCGCUCUGUGCCUCAGUGUUCCCAUCUGCAAAAUGGGGAUAGUGUUAAUUGCCCUACCUACCUCACAGGGUUGUUGUGAGGAUAAACUGAGACAAUGAAAGGAAAGUACUUUGACAAGUAAGUGCUAUGCAAAUUGUAAGAAAAGGAAACAAUCACGUUAAAGGCAAUGGAAUGGACUUUGGCAGAAAGGUUAAUGGGAUUGUCCAGCCCUUUCUCUGUGUGGCUUAAACCCAGGUCGCCAUUGCUUUAUACACUUUUCACUUAGCACAGAUUUGUAAUUAUGCAUGUAAUAAAG